AACAAAAACAACCUUAUGCUAAGAUGGGUAACUAGAAAAUCACCACUCUAACCCCACUUAAGGGCCCUUACGGUACGAAACAACUUCCGGUUCAUGCAUUCGGGUGGCGCAUACACAAAAACGGGAGAAAAAGCUUGAGUAGUUUUCUUCUGGUUCACGAUUCCACCCUUUGUAGUUCGUGUUUAGGCUAGGGCGUGAAAGCGAUAAUCUGGAAGAAUUUAUGAACUGGAAAAUCCUUUCUGACAGUUUUCAUAUCGAUCUCCUAAGCUUUUAUUUUGAGGUUCUUGCUGCGUUCCGGAAGUCGACAUGACACUGGAAAAGAAAGCAUCCUACUGCAGUGUGGGGACUGAGGACAAAGAUUUACAGCUAACCGACAAACAAUAAUAGCUCCUACAUGAAUACAGAAAUGGUUGAAUUUGUUCCGACUGUCUGUUUGGAUAAAUAAUUGAAACCUAUAACUAGUUUAUUUAGCGGACAUUGUGUUGCCCUCAGUGAUGUCUCCGAGAAAACAUGGGGACAGUGAAUGGUUUGUAGCAGUGCGGAUGGAUGUCGGAACCGGUUUAUCCACAAUUUGUCCGUUUCAUCAAUGACUAUGGAUGUCAAAGCAGUUGUAGGGUUCGCCACAGUUACUAGGGGUCUCUCCCUGGUUUUGCAGGCUGUCCUGAAUGCUGCUAUCCCCGAUCAUGACGCCGAUGCCUUCAGGCCCCCCCGGACAGAAGAGGCCAUGUACCUGGACAAUGUGGUGGACUGGUUAUUUGGUGGCCUCUCCCACUGGGAUGCUGAGCAUUUCCUCUUCAUUGCAGAGAAAGGAUAUCUCUACGAGCACAACUUUGCCUUUUUCCCCCUUUUCCCCAUUGUGCUGCGGGGCUUUGCAGAGAUUCUGCUGUGGCCCCUCAGCAGCUGGCUCAGUGUGAGGGGCCGGUUGCUUCUGGCUGUUGCUCUGGGGAACAGCGCCCUCUUCCUGCUGAGUGUGAUUGCUUUUUAUGCCCUCAGCAGAGCUGUUCUUCAGGACAGACGCCUUGCUCUGCUCUCCAGCUUCCUGUACUGCUCUACACCUGCCAACGUGUUCAUGACAGCCGGAUACUCAGAGAGUCUCUUUGCGGCUCUCACAUUCGGUGGUCUGUUCCUCCUAGAGAAAGGCUUCACACUCAGAGCCUGCUUAGCCCUCAGCAUAGCCACGGCGGCACGGUCAAACGGGCUGGUUAAUAUAGGUUUUCUUUUGUAUCUCCCAUCACUGCAUGCCAUUUCACAGAUUCGUGUGUAUCGUGCAACAACUAAAGGUCACAGUAAAGUCCUCCACUAUAUCUGGGUCAUCCUCCGUCUUCUGCUUACUUCCCUCUUUGGAACUGCAGUCAUUGCCCUCCCCUUCUGUGCUUUCCAGUACUAUGGCUACCGGACGUUUUGCACCCCGUCCACCUCCCUAGAGCAGAUCCAUCCGGCUCUUUUAUCCCUGGGUGAGCGGAGGGGCUACCGUGUUCCAGAUGAAAACGGCCCACCGCCACUCUGGUGCAUGAGACCCCUCCCCUUGCUUUACUCGCACAUUCAGGAUGUGUACUGGGAUGUGGGCUUCCUCCGUUACUUUGAGCUGAGGCAGAUACCAAAUUUUAUUCUGGCUAUGCCCAUGGCUACACUCGCCAUUAUGGCUGCCUAUGCAUAUUUCCAGGCUAAUCCUGAGCUGUGUUUGAGGCUUGGACUUUGGGGGACUGCAUUGGAGAAACCUACACCAGGCUUCUUUAACCCCAAGGUCUUCGUGUAUGUUGUUCAUUCCACAGUACUCCUCAUAUUUGGAACCCUGUGCAUGCACGUGCAGGUUCUCACCAGAUUCAUGGCCUCCUCAUCUCCUGUGCCCUUCUGGAUAAGCGCUCACCUCCUCCUCCUCAACGAGCCACUUCUUCAUCGAAGGAAAACCUCCAACCCCAACAUGCAGCUUCAGACUGACCCCAAAAACUAUUGCAAGCACAUGCCUCAGAACCCCCUCCUUGCACUGCUGCCACAUUUUAAAGCCUGCUCUCCCACCACUCAGAGCAUCCUGGGUUACUUCCUCUCUUACUGGAUACUGGGCCUCGCUUUGCAUUGCAAUUUUUUGCCUUGGACUUGAUUUAAUGCAAUAAUCUGAAGGUAAAAUGCAAUAUUUCUGUCUAGGACUGGGUUGUGAUAUUUAUGAUGGAUGUUGCUGAGGAACAUCAUCAAUAGAAAUAUUUUUCACUUUGAAUAUAAAAUGAUGAUGGUACAGUUUGCCUUGAAAAAAUGGACAUCGGAAAGAAAAUAUUUUUAUGAAUGUCUGAUUAAAAAAUACUGUAGAACAAACUGGAAAUACUUUCUCAUAUUUAUGUUGUCAACCAGUUUGAGAUGCUUCAUGAUAAAAAAAAAAAAAUAUUCUGCAUUAUUAGCAAUCUGAGCAGAUGUGGUUUGCAAAUAGUAGAGUGUGAUUGCAUGGUUAUUACUUGAAAAACAUUAUUGAAACUUGCACCAGAAUUAAAAUGAUUUGUUGUUCUGCUCCUGUACUGCAUGUUUAAAACAAAUAUUCAGUCUUAACCCCGUAUGAUUUAUUUCUUAGCUGAUGAUGUCAAAAAUAAAAGCUUGCUUUAUUUUUCUCAGCUUAUAUUUUUUUAUUUAAAUUUUAACUUUUUUUUUGAGGCACUGAUGUAAAUCUUUGAAAUGUGAUUUGUUGGGAGAAAAUAUUUGUUUUCAAAAGUUGCACUGGCAAGUUGGCUUUAAAUUUUAGAUUAUUAAAACAUUUUUUCCAAAAAUGA
Molecule: messenger RNA, 2753 nt
Organism: Girardinichthys multiradiatus
Lineage: Eukaryota; Metazoa; Chordata; Actinopteri; Cyprinodontiformes; Goodeidae
Gene: pigv
Product: phosphatidylinositol glycan anchor biosynthesis, class V
Exons: 3
Coding region: 524-2098 (524 amino acids)
Biological process (GO): GPI anchor biosynthetic process
Cellular component (GO): mannosyltransferase complex; endoplasmic reticulum membrane
Molecular function (GO): alpha-1,6-mannosyltransferase activity; GPI mannosyltransferase activity
Source: RefSeq, a predicted model, not a curated record